This is a messenger RNA of Protobothrops mucrosquamatus (brown spotted pit viper), 2152 nucleotides long. It is a transcript of the gene NFX1, whose product is annotated as nuclear transcription factor, X-box binding 1. NCBI's taxonomy places the organism in Eukaryota, Metazoa, Chordata, Lepidosauria, Squamata, Viperidae. The annotation marks the transcript as partial. Gene Ontology annotation, molecular function: zinc ion binding; RNA polymerase II transcription regulatory region sequence-specific DNA binding; DNA-binding transcription factor activity, RNA polymerase II-specific. Gene Ontology annotation, biological process: negative regulation of transcription by RNA polymerase II. Gene Ontology annotation, cellular component: nucleus. The transcript is spliced from 20 exons. The record is from RefSeq and is a predicted model, not a curated record.
GGCCGGGUAAAAAAUCCUGAAUGGAAUAGAAAUGAAAUACCACAUAGUUGUGGAGAAUUGUGUAGAAAGAAAAGAUCAGCUCAAGAUUGUCCACAUUUAUGUAAUAUACUUUGUCAUCCAGGACCUUGUCCAUCCUGCCCUGCUUUCAUGACCAAAAAAUGUGAAUGUGGACGUACAAGCCAUUCAGUUCGCUGUGGGUAUUCUUCUGCAAUUCAGUGUACUAAUACAUGUGGGAAUGUUUUGAACUGUGGUAAACAUAAUUGUACCCAGAUAUGCCAUUCGGGAAAAUGCCUGCCAUGUGAAUUGACUGUAAAACAAGUAUGUUACUGUGGGAGCACCUCUCGAGAAGUAUUAUGUGGAGCAAGUGAAGAUUGGUUUUCAUGCCUGAGAACUUGUGGGAAAAAAUUAUCCUGUGGAAUGCAUAGCUGUGAACAAGUAUGUCACCCACGGCCCUGUCAGCCUUGUCCACGGCUUCCACAAAUAGUGCACUGUUGUCCUUGUGGACAGACUCCUCUUACUAAAUUACUAGAGUUGGGGUGUACGGAACGUAAACUCUGCACAGAUCCUAUCCCAUCAUGUGGAAGAACAUGUGGAAAACCUUUACCUUGUAGUAGCUAUGAUGCUGUGCAUACAUGUGAAAAUCUCUGCCAUGAAGGCGAAUGUGGGCAGUGUUCUCGCACAUCAAAGGUCUACUGCAGAUGUGCCUUAAAAUUAAAGGAAGUUCCAUGUGCCUCUCUCAAAAAUCAAGUUAAAGUUCCAUUCUUAUGUGACAAAAGAUGCAACAAGAAAUUGUCAUGUGGACGACACAAAUGUAAUGAAACAUGUUGUGUGGAUAAGGAGCACAAGUGCUCUUUGAUUUGUGGACGUAAACUGAAUUGUGGUAUCCACAGAUGUGAGGAACCUUGUCACCGUGGCAAUUGUCAAAAGUGUUGGCAGACCAGUUUUGAGGAAUUAACUUGUUAUUGUGGUGAAUCAGUGAUUUAUCCCCCAGUACCUUGUGGUACUCGACCACCAGAAUGUAAAAAAUCAUGUACUAGGCCUCAUGAAUGUGAUCAUCCAGUAUAUCAUUCCUGUCAUAGUGAAGAGAAAUGUCCACCAUGUACAUACCUUGUUCAGAAAUGGUGUAUGGGAAGGCAUGAAUUACGGAGCAAUAUUCCUUGUUACCUCACUGAUAUUUCUUGUGGUCUUUGCUGUGAUCGAAUGUUAAAAUGUGGAAUGCACAAAUGUAAAAGGAUCUGUCACAAGGGGGAGUGCCUCAUAGAUGAAGAGUGCAGACAGCCAUGCACUAUUCUUAGACUUCACUGUAAUCAUCCAUGUAUGUCUCCAUGCCAUCCAUCUUUACCUUGUCCUACAACUUCUUGCCGUUCAAAGGUUGAACUUCAGUGUGAGUGUGGAAGAAAAAAAGAAUCUAUGAUUUGCUCAGAAGCAGCAAGUACAUAUCAUAGAAUAGCUGCAAUAUCAAUUGCCUCUAAGUUAACAGAUCCACAACUUGGAGAUUCAGUAGAGAUAAGCAGAUUGAUUACCAAAAAAGAAAUGAAGCAAACCAGGUUGCAGUGUGAUGAAGAAUGCUUGGCUCUUGAAAGAAACAGACGGUUUGCUGAGGCUCUUCACAUAGAUGACAGUUCUGAUCCAUUCAAUGUUCGUGUCUCUGCACCCAAGUACAGUGAUGUGUUGAAAGAGGAUGGAAGAAAAGAUUUAAAGUUUGUCAGUGAAGUUGAGAAAGAAAUGAAAGUUCUUAUAGAAGCAGUCAAUAAGAGCAAGCACACAAAGAAGAGUCAUUGUUUUCCACCCAUGAACCGAGAACACCGUCGAAUCAUCCACGAACUUGCUCAGGUUUACGGCAUUGAGAGUGUGAGCUAUGAUAACGAACCAAAGCGCAAUGUUGUUAUCAGUGCGGUCAAAGGGAAAUCAGUUUGUCCAACAGUUACUCUGACAUCAGUACUUACGAAGGAGAAGCAGACCAGGCCUCCCCCACCUAUUCCUCAUCACAAACAAUCAGAAAAACCUGGGAAUAGCAGCACAGAGAGACGGUUCAAAGAAGAGACAGUUAUUGACUAUUUUGAUGUACAAGACUGAUGAGAUUAACCUGGAAUUAUGCUGUUGAAAAUUGGAAGUGAAGCUACAAAUGUGUUCAGGAUCAUUUUUGUCAAAA